AAAUAGCAAUCAGUUUAAUGUUUAGAUUUCUCCCUCCUGCUGUAUUGAAUCCAUACUAAACUGUGACUUCAAUACCGAGGUAUUAUGUACCGUCACACCCCUAAUAAAUAAAUAAAUAAAUAAAUAAAUAUAUAUAUAUAACCAAACAUUAAAAAAAAUAAUAAAUAAAAAACAAAGAAUAUGUAUAUAGCUUUUACAUGGGGAAAGCAUUUAAAGUUUGUUUUAAAAACUAGGUAAUGCAAAUCUGAGUGCACAGCAUAAACUAACAAUCCAAUAUCCAGUUUUAAAAUCUACUGAAUUCUAACAGUGUAAGAAAAUUAGACACUGUAAAAUUAGUUUGACUUUUUUGACCUGUGAUUGACCUGCCUCAUGUAACCUAUGAGGUAAUUGGCUAUUUUCACAAUCAUUCAUCCAUAAUAAUGUCUUUAAAAGUGCAAAUACCCUAUCAGGUCAAAUACAUUUGGCAGCUGUAGUUGAGCUCAAUCUUUGGGAUGCUUCUCUUUCUUUACACGCUCUUGCUUUUCAGUCUGCUUCAUGCAAAGGCAGGCAACAUUCCUUGCCGAAUGUUUGGAGACCCGAAGUACCCACUACUUUUCAGGGAUGGAGAUGUUAAUAUUGGGGCACUUUUUCCAAUCCACAGCAUAGAGACAUUACCUUCAUUUGAGUUUACACGUAAACCUCAGCUUCUAUCAUGCUCCAGUGUGAAUCUGAGAGAUUUUCGUCUGGCUCAAAUCAUGAUCUUUGCCAUUGAGGAGAUUAACAGAAGUGAAAGUUUACUCCCAAAUGUUUCUAUUGGCUACAAAAUUUAUGAUACCUGUAGUUCAAGAAUGUCAUCUAUGAGUGCAACUAUGGGACUGAUGAAUGGUCCAGAGUUUGUAGCAGGGGACAUAUGCAAUGGACAGUCUCCUAUACAUGCCAUUAUUGGAGAAACAGAGUCUUCUGCCACAGUGAUUCUGUCCAGAACUACAGGACCUUUUAAAAUUCCAGUGAUAAGUCAUGCAGCCUCUUGUGAAUGUCUUAGUAAUAGGAGAGAUUACCCCUCAUUCUUCAGAACUAUUGCUAGUGAUUACCACCAAGGCAGAGCACUUGCUUACAUUGUCAAACACUUUGGCUGGACAUGGGUGGGAGCUGUGAACAGUGACAAUGACUAUGGAAACAAUGGAAUGGCCAUAUUUCUGAAUACAGCACAGAAGGAGGGGAUCUGUGUGGAGUACUCUGUGAAAUUCUAUCGAACAGAGGCAGAAAAACUCAAAAAAGUCAUAGACACAAUUAAAAAAAGCACUGCAAAAGUGAUUGUUGCAUUUAUUUCAUUUCUUGAGAUGGGCUUACUUAUCGAUCAGCUAAGUAUUCAGAACAUCACUGGCCUCCAAAUGGUCGGUGUGGAGGGGUGGAUAACUUCAAAGAGUUUAAUCACUCCAAAAACCUUUCGUGUGCUGGGAGGGUCACUGGGAUUUGCAGUGAGAAAAAUCUAUAUUGAAGGUUUUGCAGAUUAUGUUCUAAAUGCAUUCUGGGACACAGCUUUUCCAUGCUCACAGAGUCAGGGGAAUGAUUCUCAGGUCAAAUUAAAUUGCAGCAAAUAUCAAGAUUUACUUGCGCUGAAAAAUUACAAUGAAGAUGUGCCUGAACAUAGAUUUUCAAGCAACGUCUAUAAAGCAGUUUAUGCUGUGGCUAAUUCACUACACAGUCUACUGAAGUGCAAAGAACCAGAAGGUUGUGAGAAAGACCUGAUAAUACAACCACAACAGGUGGUUGAGGCUCUGAAAAAGGUAAAUUUCACCGUAAAGAUGGGAGAUCAUGUGUGGUUUGACAGCACUGGUGCCACGAUAGCCCAAUAUGAAGUUGUGAACUGGCAGCAGGACUCUGGUGGAUCAAUUCAGUUUAAACCAGUAGGAUACUAUGAUGCCUCACUAACCCCUGACCAGCACUUUGUGGUUAACACUGAAAACAUAAUCUGGGCUGGAGGAAAGCUGAAGAAACCAAGUUCUGUGUGCAGUGAGAGCUGUCCUCCAGGCACUAGAAAGGCUGCACUGAAAGGAAGACCUGUCUGCUGUUAUGACUGUAUUCCAUGUGCAGAUGGAGAAAUCAGUAAUGAGACAGAUUCAAUUAACUGCAAGCAGUGUCCAAAGGAUUACUGGUCUAAUGCUGAGAAAAAUAAAUGUGUGUUAAAGACUGUAGAGUUUUUGUCAUUUACAGAAGUUAUGGGUGUAGUGCUAGUCAUUUUCUCACUGUUUGGAGUAGGAUUAACUGUGCUGGUGGCCAUCCUGUUUUACAGCAAUAAGGACACCCCUAUAGUAAAAGCCAACAACUCAGAGCUGAGCUUCCUGCUGCUCUUUUCAUUGACUCUGUGUUUCCUCUGUUCUAUUACUUUCAUUGGUCAGCCCACUGAGUGGUCCUGUAUGUUGCGUCACACAGCAUUUGGGAUCACUUUUGUCCUCUGUAUCUCCUGUGUUCUGGGGAAAACAAUAGUGGUGUUAAUGGCCUUCAAGGCCACAGUUCCGGGAAGUAAUAUCAUGAAAUGGUUUGGGCCUUCACAACAACGACUCAGUGUUCUUGCUUUUACACUUAUACAACUUCUAAUCUGUGUGCUAUGGCUGACAAUUUCUCCUCCAUUUCCCCAGAAAAAUACGAAAUAUUAUAAGGAAAAGAUCAUUCUCGAGUGCAGUCUAGGUUCUACUCUUGGUUUCUGGGCUGUCCUAGGUUAUAUUGGCCUACUGGCUGUUUUGUGUUUCAUUCUUGCUUUUCUGGCUCGCACGCUGCCUGAUAACUUCAAUGAAGCCAAAUUCAUCACAUUCAGUAUGCUAAUAUUCUGUGCCGUAUGGAUCACAUUUAUUCCAGCUUAUGUCAGUUCUCCUGGAAAAUUCACAGUAGCUGUGGAGAUAUUUGCUAUUUUAUUCUCAAGUGUUGGUUUACUAUUCUGCAUUUUUGCCCCUAAAUGUUAUAUCAUCUUGCUUAAGCCUGAACAAAAUACAAAGCAACAUAUGAUGGGAAAACAACAUCUAAGUUCAAUUGACAAAUAGAACAACAUGUUUAUAUUAUUUUGCAAGUUAUAUAUAUGUAUAACUAUAGUUAUUUGUAAGAAUGUUUGAAUGUUUGUGUACACCUAGGGGGGGUUGGGGGUGGUGAUGGUCUCAUGUCUGUAACAUUGAACUGUGAUGUGAUGCAACCUGAAAAACAGGCUGAUGCAAAGGCUCCUAACAUUUCUACCCCUCUGAGAGAAAAGUUCAUAGGUGUCUCUACAAACACAGAAUGAUGCAAAUAUAUCCCUAAAGCCCAGCUGGAAAAUACACCAUAUUGUUGUCACAAACAUCAAGGGAGUGACAUUGUUUUCAACAACAAAGACAAUGAAAAAAACAUGAUGCAAUUGACUGUUAAAUGAGGUGUAAUUAUUUAAUUGUUUAUGGUGGGUUUUUGAAAUGUCAAAUACAAAUGAAUGAGAUGUAAAACAAUAUAAAAAAGUAUGAAAAUGUGAAAUAUUAUAUUCAAUUAUAUUAUGAAAGAUGAGAAUAGAGAGAAAUAUAUAAGUGGGAUUUUAAAUCACAUACAUAUAUCUUCCAAAGUUUCUACCUUCAGAUAUGUGUUGACACGACAUGUCAAGCAAUGACACUAUUUCUCUGCUGUGAUUUGGGCUGCAAUAAUAAAAUAAUAUAAAAUUAUUAAUAAAAUUAAUAUAAUACUAUUUUGAACAAGGUUUUAUUUUGUAAUUACUAUACAUGCAGUUUUAAUAACUCAUAGUAUCAAGACAGUACUGUACAUUAUUUAAAAAUGUAUUUAUCAAAGUGUAGGACUGUACAGCAUGUAAAUUUGCAUAAAUGUAAUGCAAACAGUUAUACUAUUCUUUAUUUAUCCACCUUAUUAAUUGGUUUAGUUACUUAGUUGCUAUUUAUCCUUCUGGUUUAAUGUUUUCACUGUUUGAAUAUACAUGAGUUCUGGUUGGCUCGAAUCCUGAUCUUUGCAUUGAGGAAAUUAACUAAUUUCUAUUGGCUAUCAAAUCUGUCCACAUAAUAGGCAAUUUUGGCCUGAAUGUGGCCUAAAGCUGGAGCUGCUGGUCUCCUGUCGGCAGCGGCAUGCAUCCUGUUGGACAAAACUGGGCCAUGUGUGGCAAUGAUGGUACAGCAUGAGUGAUGGCAGACAACAUCAGGGCUGAUUGUUGGGGAAAGGUGUGUGUGGCCCAGAUCAGGCUUCUGAAAUUUUUGUUGUUAGAAAGAGAUAUUUUUGCCAAAUUCACUGAAAAUAAUUCAUAAAUAAGUAUAGGAUAUUUCUAAAUUGUUAUAUUGAGGUAUUUUAUAUUGUACACGAUACAUUUGAAGUUUAAUACAAAAUAUUAAAAUCUAUACAAAUACAGUAUAUGUUGUUUGAGAGUGUAGAAAGACCUAUAUAGAGUGCUGCAGGGACGACAUAUUUUUGUAGGCCAAAACCCAGAAGUGCAUUUUAGCACUUACGGGUUCCACUGUG
Molecule: messenger RNA, 4452 nt
Organism: Megalobrama amblycephala (Wuchang bream)
Lineage: Eukaryota; Metazoa; Chordata; Actinopteri; Cypriniformes; Xenocyprididae
Product: extracellular calcium-sensing receptor-like
Exons: 6
Coding region: 492-3017 (841 amino acids)
Biological process (GO): G protein-coupled receptor signaling pathway
Cellular component (GO): membrane
Molecular function (GO): G protein-coupled receptor activity
Source: RefSeq, a predicted model, not a curated record